Molecule: messenger RNA, 2994 nt
Organism: Monomorium pharaonis (pharaoh ant)
Lineage: Eukaryota; Metazoa; Arthropoda; Insecta; Hymenoptera; Formicidae
Product: probable medium-chain specific acyl-CoA dehydrogenase, mitochondrial
Exons: 14
Coding region: 1467-2720 (417 amino acids)
Biological process (GO): medium-chain fatty acid catabolic process; fatty acid beta-oxidation
Cellular component (GO): mitochondrion
Molecular function (GO): medium-chain fatty acyl-CoA dehydrogenase activity; flavin adenine dinucleotide binding
Source: RefSeq, a predicted model, not a curated record
ACUCCCCCUAUCCGUGAGGCACGCGCGCUCGGCUGCGAUCGGCGCGGCGUGAGCCGUCGCGCACUCGGCUACGUUCGCAGCCGGUUCGUCCUACAGAGAUAUACAUAUACAUAUAAUAUAGAGGCAACCUUCUGUAAGCGGAGCUGUCCGCAUCUUCUAUUCUAUGGGAUAGAACGAUAUGUAGUUAGAGUCCUAUAAUAGAGAAGCGCGAUCUUGUUCCUACUUUCUGAUUGGUCGGGUUCACGUGACUUAUAUGUGUGUUGUUACACAAUGUAAAUAAAUGCACACAUGUAAUCAUGGUAAGAACACAUAUACGCAACCUACGCGGCUGUCCGAUCCUAAGAUGGCAGCGGGUGGCAAGGUGGAGAUAGAGUUCGCGCUUCUCUGAUUAUAGGACUCUACAUAUAUGUAGUAAAGUGUUGUCUUCGUCACUCAACUAGUCUAAUGGGAAAGCGCUCCCCGCUCCCCGUACAUCGAAGCGUGCGUGGGAUACGAAGGACGCCGUAUAAUUUGAUAAUCUUACGAGUUUAUCGAAUAUUGACUUCUAAUUAAUUAUUCGUUACAGUAAACAACAAUCCAUUGUGUUUCAAUAAUUUACCUGUCAAACCACCAUCAAAUAAUUCACCUGUGGAAAAAAAUUAACACAUGAAACAUCCUCAUAUCUCAUAAAAACAAAUUCUGUUGAGAAUAUCUCAACAAACAAAGAUAUUAAUUCUACGUCCCAUGAAACUCUUCAACCAAGUCAUUCUCAUGUUGCUGCUGUUCUCCAAGUUUUAGUAGACAGACAGGAAGAACUGAAUGGGAAAGUAGAACAUGUAAUCCUGAUGCUUCAAAGAAUUUAUCGCAAGCUAGCCCCAAACGAAGAAAAAAUUAUUAUACCAAAAGGACUUUCUGCACUUCCUUUAAGGGAUGAAGAUGCUUUCGUAGAAUUUCAACAGUUUCUAAUCUUCGAUGAUAACUUCUAUCCUUUAGUAGAUUAUUUUCACAACCUAAUGAAAAUUGAUGAAUAGACCGAUGAAUAUACAACUAUCGGCCGUAUUCUGCCAAAAGUUAUAAAAAAUUCUUUGGCUCGUAUGAUAAAUUUUUCUGGAUCAGGUUCAGUGAAGCUAAAAUUUGAAAAUACGAAGCUCCAUGAAGCAAUUAUUUGUGCUGUUUUAAAGGCAUUCCUUAUGAUACUUAUGUUCUACCUGGGAUAGAACUUACACUAAUGGAAGCGGAAUAGCGUAUACCGUAUGCCGUAUGCCGAAACUGUGUCCAACAUCUGUGCGACAAGGAUAGAUAGAACAUAACUUGAUAUGAAAUGAAACAGAACUAUUUUUCUCACUUCUUGGACACACUUAUACGGUUCACUUUGGAGUGAAUCGGGAUUGGACGGCUGGGUGUAAACUAGGUCAUUGUCGAAAACAACAUUAUUUGAACGUGUUACAGUCUUUUAUUCUGUUUAGAAAAAGUAUUAUCAAUACACAAUGAUGCUCAGAAAGAUAUUUCGUCCAAAAAUGUUCCAAAAAAUGGCACGAUCCUUCUCAGCAGCUGCCGAAUCUGCGCAAGGAUAUUCUUUUGAACUAUCUGAUACUCAAAAAGAAAUGCAAGAAGUAGCGCGAAAGUUUACUAGAGAAGAGAUUAUCCCAGUAGCUGCAGAAUAUGAUAGAACAGGAAAAUAUCCAUGGGAUAUUAUUAAAAAGGCAUGGAGUAUUGGUCUUCUAAAUAAAAGCAUUCCACAACAUUGUGGUGGUUUAGAAAGUAGUAUUUUUGAUUCAUGCUUGGUUACUGAAGAAUUGGCUUACGGAUGUACAGGAAUAACAACUGCAAUAGAAACCACAGUUCUUGGACAAACUCCAGUUAUCAUAGCUGGAACAAAGGAACAGCAAAAGAAAUAUCUUGGCAGACUUUUAGAAGAGCCACUUGUUGCGGCAUAUUGUGUUACUGAACCUGCUGCAGGAUCUGACGUGGCAGGUAUCAAAACUAAAGCUGAAAAGAAAGGAAAAGAAUGGAUAAUUAAUGGCACAAAGAUGUGGAUUACAAAUGGUGGUGUUGCCAAUUGGUAUUUUGUUCUGGCAAGAACAAAUCCAGAUCCAAAAGCUCCAGCUAAUAAAGCUUUUACAGGUUUUAUUGUAGAACGUAAAAGUGAUGGCUUAACUCCUGGUCGUAAGGAAAUUAAUAUGGGGCAAAGAGCAAGCGACACACGAAUGAUAACAUUCGAAGACGUUCGUGUUCCUGAAGAGAAUGUAUUGCUUAAAGAAGGAGAAGGUUUUAAAAUAGCUAUGAAGACUUUUACUAGAACACGAUCACCAGUUGCAGCAUCGUCUACUGGUUUGGCCCAGAGAGCUUUGGACGAAGCAACGAAAUAUUCGAUGGAACGCAAAACAUUUGGUAUACCAAUAGCGCAACAUCAAGCAAUAGCUUUUAUGCUAGCUGAUAUGGCUGUUGGCGUUGAAACUUCUAGAUUAGCAUGGAUGAAGGCAGCCUGGGCUGCUGACAAAGAUUUACCGAAUGCUACAUUGCUCGCUAGUAUCGCAAAAUGUUAUAGUGCUGAUGUAGCUAAUAAAUGUGCUACAGACGCUGUACAGGUUUUCGGUGGUGCGGGUUUCAAUUCCGAGUAUCCAGUAGAGAAGCUUAUGCGCGAUGCAAAAAUUUAUCAGAUAUAUGAAGGUACUUCACAGAUUCAAAAGUUGAUUAUAUCGCGUGGUCUCUUUGACGAAGCUAAACAAAAGAGCAGCUAAAUAAUCAUGUGCCAAUUGAGUUAUGAAGAAAAUUUGAAUUAUAAAAUUUAUUUUUAUAAAGAAGUAUUUUUUUUAGUAUUCUUAUUAAAGUUACAAAAUGGUAAACUUAUAUCUACAUCUAACAUAUCAUAUGCAAUGUUUAUACUCUUAGAAUAUGUGCUUAUACUUUUAGAACAUUAUACAUUAAUAUAAGGUAAAAGUUGAAAUUUUUAUACUUAAAUGUGAUUUAUAAAUUUGAAAUAAUUAUUUAAAAAAUAUAUGUCAACUACACAAA